AUGGGUCGGCUCGACCGGAGGGAUACCACGGCCUCACAGAAAACUGGCGGUUCUUCAGCAACAGAACUGUUGAACUCUCAAGAGCGGGGUGCUCUAGUGAAGCAUGCCUUAGAAUCGGCUCGUGCGGAACCUGGCGACGAGCAUGCACUGGAACCUGCCCUCACCUUACGACCUGGACAGAGUAUUGUGCCAGCGUGUGUAAGCAGAGGAGUAGUAGCAAGUAUGUUCCCGCUACACGAGAGGAAUGCUCUGGAGAACCUUAGGAAGAAAUGGGUGAAAACGCUGUUUUCUCCACAACCUAUUGAUGAGAUUAGUGAAUAUUUCGGCGUUAAGAUAGCGAUGUACUUCGCUUGGCUUGGCCACUACACGCGGUCGUUAACAGUGCCCGCGGCUGUCGGCUUCAUAUUUUGGAUUUGGCUCGGCACAGCAAACGAGAAUUGGAAGGACAUAGCUUAUGUAUUAUUUUCCCUGUUCAACGUACUUUGGGCGUGUGUGUACUUGGAAACUUGGAAAAGGUAUUCAAACGUGCUCGCUUAUAAAUGGGGAACACUGGAUCAGAGGGAUGAGUUACUGGUUGAACCAAGGCCAUUAUUUGAGGGCGAGAUGAGUACAAGCAGCGUGACGGGCCGGCCGGAGCCGGUGUACGCGGCGUGGCGGCGGCGUGCGUGGCGGCACUGCGUGUCCGUGCCCCUCAUGGGACUCUGUCUCUCCGUCGCCGCCGCCGCUACCUUCGCCCUGCUUAGGGCACAGUUUCAAUUCGUCAACUCGUUCAUGAGUUUAUUUUAUAUAGCGUUCUACCUGCAGGAUAUGGAUAAAUUAAAAGAGCAACUAGCAGUAUUGUUGAUAACUCGACAAGUAAUCGGUAACUUGAAAGAGUCGGCUUUACCGUAUCUUAUUGAGAAUCUGAGGCUUGCCAAGAUCUGCGUCGACGUAUUCGGUGCCAUCAGCCCUAGUAAAAUACCAACGUCAGCCCAGUUAACUGAGUUAUUCGACAAGAAAACAGACUCUUCAGGCGAUCCUCCAGAGAAUAGCUUGGUGAACGGCGGUACGGACAAGGAGAAGGAUGAUAGAAGGGACUCGGAGCCUAUUGUCGGACAGAAGGUCAUACAUCAGGCUGAGUUGGAAUCGCAGCUGUUUAAAUACGAUGGCACAUUUGCGGAAUACUUGGAAAUGCUAACACAGCUAGGCCACGUAGUUCUCUUUUCGUCCGCGUUCCCUUUGGCAGCAGUGUGUGCUCUGCUCAAUAACGCGGCUGAGAUCAGAGCUGACGCCUUCAAGCUGUGCCACGUCGCUCAAAGGCCUUUUGGUGAACGGGUCAAGAGUAUUGGGAGCUGGCAGCAUGCAAUGGAAGCGAUGGUUGCGGUCGCCGUUCUAGUGAACUGCGCGCUUAUAGGUCUCUCCGGCCCCGUGCACCGUAUGCUACCAGACGCAACACCGGCGCAGACCAUACUCGUCAUUGUGGCGCUUGAGCACGUAAUUCUGGUGAUAGUAUUGGCUCUGCGCAUCGCUAUACCCGAGAUACCGGCGUGGUUGGCUACUGAGAUGGCCAAAGUCGAGUUCCAGAGACGAGAGGCCAUUAAAAACGCCCACGCUCCGCUUAUGUCUGAAUGUACGAGUCAAGACGACGUUCGUCCGUCAGCUCGAAACACCCCGAGGACAGUGACACCCACUACACCGAAGCAGCCAGCCAGCGACAAGGCAAUAGCUGAUAAGAAGAAACUCUUUAUUGGGAAAAUACCUGAAAUACCGCCCUUCAGGCCUAAGGCGGCGUCCAUAACGACGACGUCGGAUCCGCCUGUGACCGUGACCGGUUCCCUACAAGCGUUGCCUGACGUCAGUCCUACCAAGCCUAUAAGACGUAAGGAAGCGACGCCAGGUGCUCCCCUCUCUCUUUUGGGCGUCCGUGGGCUUAGAGACGAACCCUUACACAGGUCCGCGCAUUGUAUCCCACAUCCCACGCAGCAUCGACCGCUUGUCAACCCCACGUUACAGGAGUUGUCAGGUAGUGUAAGCGCAGGGGGUUCGGAACCGGACUUGAACGCAGUGCCUUCGUCUGCACCCUCGAUCGACGCGAGCGCCACCUCCAGUGAAGAUGAUAAACCUAAGGAUAAAGGCAGUCGUUCCCGCGCGAAGGCGGCGCUGGUGAAGCGCGUGCGUUCGGUGGCCGUGUUCUCGCUCGGGCUGCGGCGCGCGCGCGAGGCCGCCGCCCACUCACACGCACACAUAGCGCGCUCGCCCGUCAACACGCCCAGUCUUCCUGCGCCGAUGCUGGGCGGCGAACUAUCUCUCAUCCCAAUAGAGCAACUCAUACAAGUAGAAGAUGUCAAACCGCGCACCACCUAGCCUGGUAACAAACUCCUUUUUUACAUACUCCCCUGGUACUUUAGGCGCAAUCAGUUGUUGAAUAGUUAUUAUUAGUUUUUUUUUGUUUAAUG
Spodoptera exigua (beet armyworm) is the source of this 2435-nucleotide messenger RNA. NCBI's taxonomy places the organism in Eukaryota, Metazoa, Arthropoda, Insecta, Lepidoptera, Noctuidae. The record is from the annotation of a GenBank genome assembly.